AUGUCUUUGAUAAACGUGUACCAGAGAUUCCUGGUUGACCCUAGGUCAGCCCCCCUGGCUCCGGAUGUCUCCCUGAUCUAUAUCACCUCCACCACCGAAGUCAACGGCGCCGACGCGGUCGUCAAGCAACUCACCAAACAGCAACAUGUCGUCAAGAUCAAUUCCGAAAAGAUCCUUGAUGUCGUUCAAGGGGCUAGCUCUCUCUGUGUUGAAAUUGAAACUUCCAUUCAGUUCAUCUCUGCAGGAGGGGUGUACCUCCCUAAUCUAGACGAGAACUUCCUGCUCGAUCGCGUCGCGACUUUCCCCACGGUCCAUAUUGUUCGCUUCAAUUCCCAGAACCAGAUCCAGAAUGUCAGAGUCUACUGGGACCAAGGAUCCCUCCUAAAGCAGGUCGAGGUCAUUGGUAACCGUGCUCGCAGCUGGCCUAUUCGUGAUGCAGAUAAGCAAACUCGUUUGAUCAAACAGGCCGUCGCGUCAGUUCCUGCGGAUAACGGAGUUGCACAACCCGCUCCAUCUCUUCCCGCAAAGCAGGAACAAGAGGAUCGCGAAGAUGUUGGCGCCUCUCCGGGCAAGAAAUACAUCAAGGACCCCUACGCCGCCGACUCCCUGUUCGAACUGCUUUCUCCGGGCAAAGACCGCGCUCAGCCCGUGCGGGCCCCCCGCGCCCCUGCGUCCGCACAGCCCCCACCCCGUGAAUACAGUGAACUCUUUGUAGGCGACGAUGGCGACGAUAACCCCGAGGAAACUCCCUCGCGAUCCCGUGUGAUUGCUCCCAAAGUCGGUGCAGGUAAGAACUACCGCGCAUCGCGCAUCUUCGGUGACGACAAUGGCGAGGAAGCACCAGACGCAACUCCAAUCGCCCCCAAAGCAGGUGCGGGCAAGAACUUCCGCCCAUCGCGUCUCUUUGAUGAUGACGAGACUGUCGCAGCCGAGAAGCCAGAGCAGAUUGCUUACCGCGCGCAUCCCAAGCGUUAUGAUCACUUUGAGCUAGGCGCUGACAACAGCAAUCGCGAGAUCAAGCAGGCAUCUUCGCGUCCGGCAUCGCGUCAGGUCGGCCACUGGGAAUUCGAAGACUUUACGACCCCCGAGAAGCCCCGUCGUCAGCUACGCGGUGAGGAAGUCCGUCAUUUCGGCUGGAGCGACGAUGAGCCUGACCUGAAAGACACCCCCCCUGCUAGGCCACGCGUUGUUCAGCCCCGACGUGAUGCAGAGACACAUUUCCAACUCACAGAUGUCGAUAACGGCGAGCAAAAUGGCGCCCGCAUCAUCAGCUCAUUCCAGAACAAGGGAUUAAAUCUUUACAAGGAUACUCUGUACGGUGAGCAAGGAGCUGACAUGCAGGAGCCAGAGAAAGACAGGCCCAUCAGGAACAAUCGCAGCAAGGAACGUCCCCUCUCCGUUGUCCAAAACGGACCCGGCCGCCAGAAGGACUUUCAGAGCCACUGGGAGGUGACGGACAAUGUUGAGCCAGUUCAAACCACUAAAACCAGCCUCGAGAAUCAGAAACCCUUUCCCACAGACCGCCAGAAGGCCGUCAAGAUGAUGGAAGCUUCAUGGGACACGUAUGAUCAGUCUCCAGAGCCUACCAAGAUCGUUCCUCCUCCACAUCGUCGCAAUAUGCGCAAAGUCAACCAAAAGAGUUGGGGAUUCGGUGACGAUGAGAUGUAA
Messenger RNA from Aspergillus ochraceoroseus IBT 24754, 1668 nucleotides. RefSeq lists its product as uncharacterized. The transcript is spliced from 2 exons. The coding region runs from base 1 to 1668 and encodes 555 amino acids. The record is from RefSeq and is a predicted model, not a curated record. Lineage: Eukaryota; Fungi; Ascomycota; Eurotiomycetes; Eurotiales; Aspergillaceae.